This is a messenger RNA of Momordica charantia (bitter melon), 1695 nucleotides long. Its product is annotated as mediator of RNA polymerase II transcription subunit 10b. Lineage: Eukaryota; Viridiplantae; Streptophyta; Magnoliopsida; Cucurbitales; Cucurbitaceae. Gene Ontology annotation, cellular component: mediator complex. Gene Ontology annotation, biological process: positive regulation of transcription by RNA polymerase II. The record is from RefSeq and is a predicted model, not a curated record. Gene Ontology annotation, molecular function: transcription coregulator activity.
AGCUCUAUCUUCUUUUAAUUUUCAAUUAUUUCUUCCGUGCUUUCUGCUACUCUGGUUCUUGAUCGAGAUUUUAGGAAAUCUUGUUCUUCGGUCCGUGCUUUCUAAAAUUCUUAAUUGUGGGGUGUUUCGUUUCCAUCUUUGAUUUAUGGCUACAUAAUUGCCUUCCUUCGGAUUCAUGUUUAAAAAACUUUCCAAUUAUGUCGUCACAAUUAAUUGGAAGCAAUCUUGUAAUGGUUGUAAGGUUUUGUACGAUUAUCGUUUAAUAAAAACCCUAAAGACUUCUCUCUCUUCGUUUCCUCCCUGGCCUCCCAUCCCUUAUCUUCUUCGUGGAAACCAGCCGCACCAGCCCUCCCUCGGCGUCGUCUCCGGCAACUCCUAAGUGGUGAACGAUGGCACACAAACCAGCAGCGUGCUUCCUCGGCUUUCUUCUCCUGCGGCAUCUGUGCGCAGCGGCGGUUUGACAGUUACCACGAACAGCGGAUACUGUGGCGGUGAGAACCCGGACGGCGUCCUCCCUUGCAAGCGACGGUGGAACAGGCAAGUUCGGUUCUGUAGCAGUCUGGCCAGAUCUUAGAGUUCCGGUCUUCUCUACCUACUCUCGCAUUUGCAUCAAUUGAUUCCAAAUCUGUGUAUCUAACGCUUUUGCCACCGUUCAAACAAAGAUCCCCAAUUAGUUCGAUAAGGAGCUCCAACACAUUUUUGAAGUGAAAAUAAGACAAUGGAUUCGGCUCAGAAUGCAUCUUCAGCUGCUGGGACUGGUGGAAGUGGUGGCAAUGGAUCAGUCAUUAACGAUACAUCAGCAUCGGCAACAGUGGAUGACUCGAAGCAAAACUUGAACCAAGUAAUCAACUCCAUACAGAAGACUUUGGGCCUCCUCCAUCAGCUUAACCUCACCGUUUCUAACUUCAAUGCGGCUUAUCAGCUGCCUCUUUUACAACGCCUUAAUUCUCUCGUUAUGGAGCUAGAUAACAUGGUUAAAUUAUCAGAGAAAUGCAACAUACAGGUUCCUAUGGAGGUUCUUAAUUUGAUCGAUGAUGGGAAGAAUCCGGAUGAAUUCACGAGGGACGUAAUAAAUAGUUGCAUUGCAAAAAAUCAGAGUACAAAAGGCAAAACUGAUGCGUUCAAGGGUUUACGGAAGCAUCUUUUGGAGGAACUUGAACAGACAUUUCCUGAUGAAGUCGAGUCAUACAGAGAAAUUCGUGCUGCUUCUGCUGCUGAAGCAAAAAGGAUAGCGCAAGCGCAAAGUAUGUUACCAAAUGGAGAUGUGAAGGUCAAGAUGGAGGUUUAAGAGCCCUUCUCAUUGAUUAUCAGGUGAGAUGGCUGUUCGUCGGUUUCUCCAUUCAAACUAUUCGGCAGCCUUCAAUGGCGGUUGCUGAAUUAGUACUGCAAAUGCCAUAGAAGGUGGAGAGAUUUCCUGACACUAUCAAUGGCGGACAAGAAUGACAACCUUAAACCCCACGCAGUGUCAGUUUGUCCGAUUCAAGUUUGAAUUUUUCCUUUUUUCUUUUGUUUUCUUUUCUUUUUACUGGUGAACGAAUCUUUCCAUGUCUGGAUUCUCAGUUUUCUGAUAACAAGUAUUUGUAAAUUCAUAUACAAUUCCUUCCCUCAUACAAACUCAUGUUGGAGGUUUACAUUUUUCUUUUGGGAUAUAUAUAUGUUAAUAAGUGUCCAUGCUUUUUAGAAUACCAUCUUUAA